UUGAGGUAUGGGUGUAUGUAUCGUCCUGGGCUGGUUGGUACUGGUCCUGACUGGCCACCAGCUGACUGAGGGAACCAGUCUGCAGCUUUCAGGGGACUACUCCAUCUCGUGUUUCUUUCCGCUCCACAAUUUAGCCACCUCCAGCUCCAACCUACCAGACCUGGGAGCCUGCAAAAAAGGCAAAUCUAAUAAACAUGGGUAUCAUUUGAUACAAGCCAUGAGAUUCGCUGUGGAYGAGAUCAACAAUGGCACAAAAAACCAACAUCUUCUCCCAGGGGUGACGCUGGGUUACCAGGCGUAUGACAUCUGCAAUACACCAGCCAGUGUCCUGGCCACUCUGGACCUGCUGGCCCAACAGUUACAAGGAACUUCAGGAAACAAGACAGGUGGUGACCAGAGAGCAGUGGCAGUGAUUGGGCCUGAUAGUAGCAGUUACACCUUCACCCCGGCUGCAAUGCUGGGCUCCUAUCUGGUGCCACAGAUAUCCUAUGAAGCCACAAACGAAUUGCUGAGCAACAAGCACCUCUACCCAUCCUUCUUCCGCACCAUCCCCAGUGACAAGAACCAGGUGGACGUCAUGAUCCAGCUGCUGGUGCGUUUUAACUGGACCUGGAUCGUUCUACUGGGCAGUGAUAACUCCUACGGCCUCCAGGGCAUGCAGAGGCUCUCCCAACAGGCGGCCUACUACGACAUCUGCAUCGCCUACCAAGGAGUCAUCCCCGACCUCACCAUGGCCACCAACCAGACCAUGAGGAGCAUGGUCAAGGACAUCUUGAAGACCAAGGUCAACACUAUUGUUGUGUUCUCCAGCAAAAGCAAAGUUAGUGGGUUCUUCCCAUUUGUCAUAGAGCAGGGUGUAACUGGUAAGGUGUGGAUAGGGACAGAGGACUGGUCAGUGGCCACUCUAGUGUCGGGGAUACCAGGGAUUCACACCAUCGGGACUGUUCUAGGUGUCUCCAUCAAAUACGCAGCCAUAGCUGGGUUUGAGACGUUUGAAAGCCAUGUUGUUGCAAAGUUACUUAGGGACAACUCCAAUGGCGUGGUUGACCUGAGGGUUGAAUGUUUGCAAAAUACGGAUCUCUAUAGCAUGGCAGUAAAAAACGUAUCUUUGGAUGGCUAUGACAUGACAUCCUCUUAUAAUGUUUACAAGGCUGUAUAUGCUGUGGCCCAUGCACUGCACCAAGCACUUGGUUGUGACUCAGGUGAAUGCCAAAAGAUUCAAGUACAACCUUGGCAGCUUCUGCCACUGUUAAAGCAGGUGAGAUUCUCUGUUGAGAACUCCUCUGUGUACUUUGAUAAGAACGGAGACCCGCCCACAGGAUAUGACAUCGUGACCUGGAUUUGGAGGGGAACAGAGUGGUCUCUCCGAGUGGUGGGCUCUUACACUCCAGACCCCACUGACCUCACAGUGGACCCUGCUCAAAUUGAAUGGGCUAGUGACAUUGACAACCUGGGAAAAGAGGUGCCUGCAUCAAUAUGCUCUCCAGAAUGCCCUACAGGUCACAGGAAGCUGCAGACAGGACAACACAAGUGCUGCUUUGACUGCCUGGCCUGUCCUGCUCACACCUUCCUCAACAGUACCGGAUCUACCUGGUGCCAGGUGUGUGAGCUCCACCAGUGGUCCACAGAAGCGAGCAAGGUGUGUCUGGAUCGGACGGUCCUGCUGCUGGCUUGGGACGCCCCCCUGUCUCUUGCCCUGCUGCUCCUCCUGGCUCUGACCCUGUUCAUGACCCUUGGGUCAGGGGUCGUCUUCCUCCUCAACCUGGGCACCCCUGUGGCCAAGUCGGCUGGCGGGCGCACCUGCCUGGUGAUGCUUCUGGCCCUAACCGCGGCGGCCGCCAGCACCCUGUGCCACUUUGGCCUSCCGUCUCGGCCCGCCUGCCUCCUCAAGCAGCCCCUCUUCGUCUUCAGCUUCACCGUGUGUCUGGCGUGCGUCACCGUACGCUCCUUCCAAGUGGUCUGCAUCUUUAAGCUGUCUUCCAAGCUGCCCCGUGCCUAUGAUACCUGGGCUAAGAACCACGGGCCUGAAGUCACCGUCCUUGUCGUGUCCAUGACAGUGUUGUUGAUCUCUGUGCUCCGGGUUGCUCUAACCCCCCCGUACCCCUCCCAGGACGUGGCCUUCUACUCCAACUGCAUUGUCACAGAGUGUAGUAACACCCUCUCUUUCGGUGCCAUGAUAGAACUAGCCUACGUCUCUGUGCUCAGCAUGCUCUGUUUCUCCUUCAGUUACAUGGGCAAAGACCUGCCAGCCAACUAUAAUGAGGCCAAGUGUAUCACCUUUAGUCUCAUGGUCUACAUGAUCUCCUGGAUCAGCUUCUUCACCAUCUAUUUUGUCACAAGGGCAGAGUUUGCCAUGGCCAUGCAUGUGCUGGCCAUAGUGUCCAGUGUGCUCGGUAUACUCGGUGGUUAUUUCAUGCCUAAGGUCUACAUCAUGGUGCUGAGGCCCCAAAUGAACACAACGGCCCAUUUCCAAAACUGUAUUCAGAUGUAUACCAUGAACAAACAGUGAAAUAUAUGUGUCUUUCAUAGAUUGCCUUUUGUAUUUCCUGAUACUUAUUCCAAAUCCAUUGCAUAGGUAUAUGGCUUUAAUAAUGCCAUAGUACAUGUUGGUCUGCUCUUAGCUAAGGAGGAAGUAAAUGUUGACCGUGCACAUUUAAAUGUAUGUAUAAUGUUCUCGAACAUGGUUGUAAUGUAGUUAUGAGGUUAGCUUUCUAAAGCACUCCUUUUCGACUUAGCGAAGUGUGUGUUUUUACUGGGGAGAAUUCAGAAUACCAAAGCUAAACCUCUUUGGCUGCAUCUGGUGUUGUGCUCUUUCUUCAGUGUCUGUGUGGCAUAUGUUUGACCUCUCUUUACAAGAAUAGAAAGUGGUAUUGUGGGCAGGCCAUAGAGAGGUGCCUUGCCUUCUGUUGGUGUGAGUGCCUGUCUGUAUGUGUGCCCUCUUACUGGGCAUCUGUGGUGGCAGGCUUCAGGAGCUCAAUUGGACAGCCUGUAAGCCUCUGAUUUAUACCCAGCUAUCCCAAAGACCCAUACACAUGUCCCAUAGUUCUCGGUUUUCAAUCUAAGUGUGUGAGUCAGUAGCCUAUUUGAAGAAUCUGCAUAUGAUUAUUUAUGCUUAAAUCAAUGAAUAACCUUUUCUUUGUAUAGCGCUAUUUGAA
Salvelinus sp. IW2-2015 is the source of this 3155-nucleotide messenger RNA. It is a transcript of the gene tas1r1, whose product is annotated as taste receptor, type 1, member 1. Lineage: Eukaryota; Metazoa; Chordata; Actinopteri; Salmoniformes; Salmonidae. The record is from RefSeq and is a predicted model, not a curated record. Gene Ontology annotation, biological process: G protein-coupled receptor signaling pathway. Gene Ontology annotation, molecular function: G protein-coupled receptor activity. Gene Ontology annotation, cellular component: plasma membrane.